Caenorhabditis sp. 36 PRJEB53466 is the source of this 222-nucleotide messenger RNA. Lineage: Eukaryota; Metazoa; Nematoda; Chromadorea; Rhabditida; Rhabditidae. The record is from the annotation of a GenBank genome assembly.
AUGGCUUCCACGUACUCGCUUCCGUCCGAUUACACCGAAGACAACCCGUUCACCAAGAGGGAGAUGUCCCUUUUCAUCGUCAUCUACACUUUCUGUGUCAUUUUGCUCAUUAUCAUGUACGAGCACCUCAUGCCGGUCAUCAACAAUCCCACGUAUCCUCAUUACAAUAAAGUGCCUUCGUUUGAAUUUGUAGCUCCGCAAAAGGUGAUGCCCGGUCUUUGA